AUGUACCUGGUGCGAGAGGCCGAUCACAUGAUAAUUGAGUUCAUGCUGGCAGACGACGUGUUCGUGGCUGAGAAGAUCCUCCAAUACUUCGGCUCCUACUCCAUGCUCAGGCGGCACCCCACCCCGUCGCCCAACAUGUUUGAGCCGCUGCUGCGCACGGCAGAGGCGGUGGGGAUUGCAGUUGACACGUCCUCCUCCAAGAAUCUCGCUGACUCGCUUGACCGCGCUAUGGCAGUGGGGGUCGCUGUGGACACCUCCUCCUCCAAGAACCUUGCUGGCUCGCUUGACCAAGCUGUGGGACCAGACCCGUGCUUCAACAAGCUUAUCCGCAUCCCCACUACUCGCCCGCAGGGACCUCUGUGGAGCCCUGACCCUUAUUUCAACAAGCUUAUCCGCAUCCUCACCACUCGCUGCAUGACUCAGGCGGUGUAUUUCCUCAGUGGUAAGCUGGCCCCUGUAGAGUACCACCACUACGGCCAAGCAGCCUUUAAAUGCGGUGUAUUUCCCCAGCGGCCAGCUCGCCCCUGCAGAGAACCACCACUACGGGCUCGCAUCCUUCACAUUCGUGCCCUCUAG
This is a messenger RNA of Closterium sp. Naga37s-1, 576 nucleotides long. The record is from the annotation of a GenBank genome assembly. NCBI's taxonomy places the organism in Eukaryota, Viridiplantae, Streptophyta, Zygnematophyceae, Desmidiales, Closteriaceae.